Molecule: messenger RNA, 729 nt
Organism: Apiotrichum porosum
Lineage: Eukaryota; Fungi; Basidiomycota; Tremellomycetes; Trichosporonales; Trichosporonaceae
Exons: 3
Coding region: 1-729 (242 amino acids)
Biological process (GO): negative regulation of DNA-templated transcription
Molecular function (GO): DNA-binding transcription factor activity
Source: RefSeq, a predicted model, not a curated record
AUGGAGGAGCUCCAGACUUUCAAGGACCAGCUCGCACUCGUCAACCUCCAGCUCGAGGCUGACCCCGAAAAUGAGGACCUUCUCACCCUCAAGGCCGAGUUCCUGGAGCUCAUCGAGCUCACCGAGGCUGCUGCCGCCGUUCAGUCGGCUGCAAAGCCCGACAAGGGCAAGGCAAAGGCCAAGGAGCCCACUGCUACCCCGGCCAACAACCUGUGGCAGGAGCAAGGCGAGUACCGUGCUGGAAUGGACUGCAUGGCAAAGUACCACAAGGAUGGCAAAUGGUACCCCGCCAAGAUCAACGCGGUCGUUGGCUCGCAGGACUCACCGCUGUACACCAUCACGUUCAAGGGCUACACCACCUCGACCAACGUUCCCCUCUCCUCGCUCCGACCACACGACCCUACGGCUCCGAUUCCCAAGCCAGUCGUGAAGCGCACCCACGACGACUUGACGGACAAGGAGAAGGAGAAGAAGAAGAAGAAGGGCGAGAAGUGGAUGGCGAGCCAGCAGGCCAAGGCCGAGGACGCGCGCGGCAAGCAAAACGAUUGGCAGAAGUUUGGCAAAAAGGCCGCCAAGAAGGGUAUCCACAUUGCGGGUCUCGAGGGCAAGAGUGUGUUCCGGACAAACAACAACCCCGCAGGACGAGUCGGUGUCGUUGGCUCUGGAAAGGGCAUGACCGAUUACGAGCGCAUGGGCAAGCACAAGUUCGACCAGUCGCGUGACGAAUAA